Pungitius pungitius (ninespine stickleback) is the source of this 2207-nucleotide messenger RNA. It is a transcript of the gene slc3a2a, whose product is annotated as solute carrier family 3 member 2a. Bases 165 to 1700 code for a protein of 511 amino acids. Gene Ontology annotation, cellular component: apical plasma membrane; basolateral plasma membrane. The transcript has 11 exons. The record is from RefSeq and is a predicted model, not a curated record. Gene Ontology annotation, biological process: L-leucine import across plasma membrane; L-alanine import across plasma membrane; carbohydrate metabolic process. Lineage: Eukaryota; Metazoa; Chordata; Actinopteri; Perciformes; Gasterosteidae. Gene Ontology annotation, molecular function: L-alanine transmembrane transporter activity; aromatic amino acid transmembrane transporter activity; L-leucine transmembrane transporter activity.
GAGAGGGAGGGGGAGAGCGCGUCGUCCCUCGGUGGGCGGGGCCACCGGUGGAGCUACAAAUACAGAGCAGCCGCCCGGCAACAGGAUUAUCUGAGACCGCUGGAUUAACGAUUGAAAAAGAAAAGCACAGAAAAACACGGACGGGCGGACUGUAAGAUCUGACCAUGAGUAAGGAUACGGAGAUCGACAUGAAGGAUGUGGAGCUCAAUGAGCUGGACCCUGAGAAGCAGCCCAUGACAGCCGAUGGCCAGGCUGCAGGGGGGGAGAAAAAUGGCAGCGUCAAGCAGAAGGUCCCAGAGGACGAGGUCACAUUCACCGGCCUGUCCAAAGAGGAGCUGAUGAAGGUGGCUGGCACUCCAGGAUGGGUGCGAACUCGCUGGGCGCUUCUGGUCCUGUUUUGGCUGGGCUGGUUGGGCAUGCUGGCGGGAGCCAUUGCCAUCAUAGUCCAGGCCCCCCGCUGCAAACCCAUCCCCGAGAUGAACUGGUGGAACGAGGGACCUCUGUACCAGAUCUCUGAUGUUGAAGCUUUCUCUGACGGAAUUGCAGGUGUUGAGGCCAAGCUAGACGAAAUCAACAAGUUGAAGGUGAAAGGCCUGAUUCUCGGCCCACUGCACACCAUCCAGGCAGAUCAGCCGGCAACCCUGAAUCUUAAGGAGAUCAACCCGACCUACGGCGAUCAGAACGCCCUGAGGGCUGUGCUGGCAAAGGCCCACAAGAAGGGUAUUUCUGUGGUGCUUGACCUGACUCCAAACUAUCUGGGAGCUUCUCCCUGGUUCGACAAUGAGAACGUCGCUGAUGUGAUGGAGAAAGUCAUGAGUGCAGCGGAGUAUUGGCUGACUUUAGAAGUUGAUGGCAUCAAGGUAUCUGACCUCUUGGUUCCCGCCACCUCCGUUGAUUGGUCGAAGCUACAGUCCACUCUCCAUGUGAACGGCACUGAAAACCCCAAGAAGAGGUUGCUGAUGGGUGCGGUUACAGACAUGUCUGCUGAGGCUGUGUCUCAGCUCGUCAACCGCUCUGGGGUGGAUCUGGUUCUCUCUAAUCUACUUGCCAGCAAAAAACAAGGUGUGGAGCGCAUCAUGGCCAUGGACACCCUUCACGCCCAGCAGAUGAGCCUCGGCUGGGGUCUGGGCGCCGCCCAGCGAGAACAGCUGUCCAAACAGGCCAAGAGUGCGGCCCUGAUCCGCCUCUACCAGCUGCUGCUGUUCACCAUGCCGGGAACGCCCGUGUUUACCUACGGAGAUGAGAUCGGCCUUCAAGCAGUCGGCGACGCGCCUCCAAAGAUGAUUUGGGACGUAGAGAAGGAACCAGCUGAAGGAGCCGUUGUCAACGAGACAGCUGAGGCUGCGCAGACAGAGCGCGUCGCCAUGAGGAAGUGGUUUAGAUCCCUCAGCGACCUGCGAGGAAAAGAGCGAUCACUCCUCCACGGAGACUACUACCCUCUCUCCUCGUCCAGCUCGUCCCUCGCGUUCCUCCGGGUGUGGGACCAGAGCGAGAGAUACAUAACGGCUGUGAACUUCGGAUCAUUGCCAGAGACUCUCACACUCAAACUGGCGCCCACGGAAGGACUGGAGCUGCCAGAGACGGGCACAGUGAAGCUGUCCACUGAUGCCGAGCUGGAGGUGGACUCCACAAUCAGCCUGGACAAAAUCACCCUGAAGGCCGGACAAGCGGUCCUACUGCAGUUCCCCUAUACAGGCUAAAGAUGGCGACAAAGUAUCAAGGAAGCCACUUGCAGAUUAGACUUGUUUAAGAAAAAGGUCCGAAUCCAUAGGAAUGAAUUGGUUUAUAUCCAAAAGAUAAAACCCUUUUUAAUACGAUGUAACUCAAUUGGAUCAAAUCUGCCAGACAAAUACAGAGUGUUGUACAAGCUCCGUUCAUUUUGUUUUCAAAUGUUUUUUUUUUUUUUUUAAUGUACUAGAAGAAGAUGCAGCCAACUCAGACACACACUCCUGUUCUUCUGUGAUCUUUUGUCAACUAUCUGUGUGUUGUCCAAAUAUGUGAAAGACAUUCCUUUUUUAAACUUUUGGGCAUUUCCUUAGCUGUUCUUUUGACUUUUAUUAUAACUUAAGAUUAUAUUUGAGUGAGUCUUACUGUACUUCUCAUUAAGACAUUUUGUUCUAGUUCAAAUUACCUCUGAACAUGUGUUCUGACUUGGUUGGAAGUCUUCUGGAGAACUGAAUUGGAAUAAACGGAAAGUUCUGUACCGA